GGUUAAGGAGAAGACACCACGUGGUAUUUCCUUUGAGGAAACUGGUCACUUUGGCGCGACUGAUCUGAUCUCACAUCUGUUCUCAACGUCGAGAAGACAAAUAUCACAGUUUUACACACUUAAGAUUUACAGCUGGCGGACGUUGUGGAGGCUGGUGGUUAGUCAGAGAUGAUUCCUCAUGAAGUCCAUGGAGUCGUCCUCUCUGUCGCCUGGCGGGUGUCACUCUGCCCUCUCUAGACUACUGAGUCCAGGACACACAGUCACACAGUGAAGACCUGAAAGAGACCUGAUAGAGCCCAUGACAACACUGAGAGAGAGAGAUGUUUCCCAUGCCAAUAAAGCCCUUAAAUUGAAUUGAAAUUGAGAGAGAAACAGAGAUAGGGACAAAGAGAGAGAGAGACAGUAGGUUCAAAAAGCCUACUUGAGAGACAAACAAAGAGUGAAAACCAACCAUGAAAUCCAACCAGGAGAGGAGCCAUGGCUGUCUGCCCCCAAAGAAGCGUGAGAUCCUGGCCCUGGAGCAGAGGCCUGUGGUGGUACCAGCAGCAGCUGAGAUCCUGGCUCUGGAGCAGAGGCCUGUGGUGGUAACAGCAGCAGCUGAGAUCCUGGCCCUGGAGCAGAGGCCUGUGGUGGUACCAGCAGCAGCUGCAGCCUCAGCAGACACUACCUUACACACAGAGAACCUGGCUUGGCUGGCCAAUGUAGCCAGCGAACGCUGCAGAUCCACAGAAACUCCCAGCCCCAGGUUUCAUGUCUCCUCGUCCUCCUCUUCAUCCCCCUCCCCUUCUGCUCUCCCCCUGUCCUCUCUCUCCACGAUCUACCCCACUGGGGUGGGGCUCAGCCAACAGGGCGGGACAAUCCAGUAUGCCCAGCUGGCCCCUAACCUCCAGUUCAUUAGCUCGGGGCCGUACACUGGCUACAUCUCCUCUCAGAUCAUCCAGUCCACUGCCACCAGUGUAGCCGCCUCCACAGGGCAACAGCGCCACCAUCUGGACGGCCACUGCUACACCACCGCCCUCAUCUCCCAGGCCACCAAGGUUGGGGACCAGCAGAACCAGGUCCAGAUAGGUCUGCCGUCUGACCUGGCUGUGUCCGUUGGAGGGACCCACUUCACCACUACCCACCAGUACAUCCAGCUGGACAGCAGCAGCCCUCUGAGCGUCACCUCCCCUACCCAGGGCCACCUCCAGCCUCUCCAGCUCCACACCCACCCUGGGGUGGGCCUCCUCCCCCACACCCUCACCCUCGCCCCCUCCCAGGUGCUGGUCCAGUAUACGGAUGGGUUAGGGGUCAACAAAGCUGAGGGCGGACACACCACGGUGGUGCAGCUGAAUGGAGAGCUGGAGAGGAGUUUCGGUAAACAGAGUUGUGCUGGCAUCAAAGGAACCUCCUACUCUAACCAGAACAAUCAGCAGGUUCACCAUGGAUAUGAAGCUCGACACAUCCUCAUUCCCGCAGACUACACUACCCAGGAUUCCACAGGACUACAAACCUCCCUGGUGCUGGUAGCAAACGCCCAGCCCAACCCCCACCCCCACCCUACCAGUGGUGCUGAGCAGGACACGGUCCAGGUCCACCCAUCACUAAUACACAGUGAGGGAGGAGGCAUCUGUCUAAGGAAACCUGUCUCCAGAACCUCCUCUUUCACCUCCCUCAACUCCUCUGAGGCUCUGAAGGUCUCUUCUGCCCCUCACACGGUUAUCCAGACCACCCACCACUCUGACGAGCAUGUACACAGCCUGUACUCCACCACCCAGGCACCAAUCAUCGGCUACAUCGCCAGGGCAGGUAACCAGCAUGGCGUCAGCUACGCCACCCUGCCGCAGCAUCUGGUCAUCGGGGACGGCCAGUCCCUCCAGUCUCUCCUGAUACCCGUUAAUGGAGUUACCACCACUACGGACCUCGAGGCUGCCUGCUCGGUGACCGCCAGGACGGCCAGCACCACCGCCUCUCAGCUGGCCCCAGCGACCGCAUCCCUCCCCCGCCACACCUACCUCACUGCGUCCCUGUCCAAGUGUGAGAUGCUGGGGUCGGACGGCCACCACCAGUCCCCUGCUGUACUCCAGGCCCAAGUACUACCCAUCCAACACAUCCAAAUCCCGUCUAACACACCGGCUAAUGUGGUGGCGUCCCCCUCCCCUGCCCCAGCCCUAGCUCCAGCUCCUGUCCAGGCCACCCCCACUCUCUCCUCUUCCCCCUCCCCUGCCCCAGCCCUAGCUCCAGCCCCUGUCCAGGCCUCCCCCUCUCUCUCCUCUUCCCCCUCCCCUGCCCUAGCUCCAGCCCCUGUCCAGGCCUCCCCCUCUCUCUCAUCUUCCCCCUCCCCUGCCCCAGCCCUAGCUCCAGCCCCUGUCCAGGCCACCCCCACUCUCUCCUCUUCCUCCUCCCCUUCCCCAGCCCUAGCUCCAGCCCCUGUCCAGGCCUCCCCCUCUCUCUCCUCCUCUCCAACCACGCUCCCUCCGUUCUUCAUGCGUGGCUCCAUCAUCCAGCUGGCGGAUGGGGAGCUGAAGCGAGUGGAGGACCUGAAGACGGAGGACUUUAUCCAGAGUGCUGAGAUCAGCAGUGAGCUGAAGAUUGACUCCAGCACAGUGGAACGCAUCGACACGGGCCAGACACCCAACGCUGUCAUCAUACAGUUCGGUGUCGGGGAACACAAAGCGCAGGUGUGUGUGGAGGUGCUGUUAGAGUACCCGUUCUUUGUGUUCGGCCAGGGCUGGUCGUCCUGCUGCCCUGGCCGGACCACUCAGCUGUUGGAGCUGAGCUGUGCCAAGCUGUGUGUUGGGGACGUGUGUCUCCCUGACCCUCAGGAGCCUGAGGGGUGGCGGUGGCUCUGUGUCUGGGAGGAACCACAACAGCCAGGGUCACGAGGUCAAGCUGAGGCACAGCCACAACACUAG
Oncorhynchus keta (chum salmon) is the source of this 2894-nucleotide messenger RNA. RefSeq names its product ataxin-1-like. Lineage: Eukaryota; Metazoa; Chordata; Actinopteri; Salmoniformes; Salmonidae. The transcript has 5 exons. Gene Ontology annotation, biological process: negative regulation of transcription by RNA polymerase II; nervous system development. Gene Ontology annotation, molecular function: protein binding; RNA binding. Bases 453 to 2894 code for a protein of 813 amino acids. Gene Ontology annotation, cellular component: nucleus. The record is from RefSeq and is a predicted model, not a curated record.